This is a messenger RNA of Myotis davidii, 7915 nucleotides long. It is a transcript of the gene UNC5C, whose product is annotated as unc-5 netrin receptor C. Gene Ontology annotation, molecular function: protein binding; netrin receptor activity. The transcript has 17 exons. Gene Ontology annotation, biological process: netrin-activated signaling pathway. NCBI's taxonomy places the organism in Eukaryota, Metazoa, Chordata, Mammalia, Chiroptera, Vespertilionidae. Gene Ontology annotation, cellular component: membrane. The record is from RefSeq and is a predicted model, not a curated record. The coding region runs from base 226 to 3078 and encodes 950 amino acids.
AGUGGGGGCCGAGCCUCCAGUCGGAAGGCACCGGGGAAGCGGGUCCUGCAAACUCCGCCUCGGCGCCCCCUCUCCACCCCCUGGCCCCUGCCCUUGGAGAAAGUGGAGUGCGGCUCGCGGUUGUCAUCCUUCCCGCGGACGGCGGCGCGGUGCACGGACUCGGCUGCUGCCCGGUGGGCUUUCCGCGGUUCGCGCCGGUGCUCCCCCUGCCCACCCCGGUCGACGAUGAGGGAGAGUCUGCGGGCGACAGCGGCCCGCUGCGGACUGGGACUGGGAUACGUGCUGCCCAUGCUGGUGCUCCCUGCCCUGGCCCUGCUCAGCGCCAGCCGCACGGGCUCGGCCGCUCAAGAUGACGACUUUUUUCAUGAAUUGCCAGAAACUUUUCCAUCUGACCCACCUGAACCUUUGCCACAUUUCCUGAUUGAGCCUGAAGAAGCUUAUAUUGUGAAGAAUAAGCCUGUGAACCUGUAUUGUAAAGCCAGCCCUGCCACCCAGAUCUACUUCAAGUGCAAUAGUGAGUGGGUUCAUCAGAAGGACCACAUAGUAGAUGAGAGAGUGGAUGAAACCUCUGGUCUCAUUGUCCGGGAAGUGAGCAUUGAGAUUUCGCGCCAACAAGUGGAAGAACUCUUUGGGCCUGAUGAUUACUGGUGCCAGUGUGUGGCCUGGAGCUCAGCGGGCACCACCAAGAGCCGGAAGGCCUAUGUGCGCAUCGCAUAUCUACGCAAGACAUUUGAGCAGGAACCCCUGGGGAAGGAAGUAUCCUUGGAACAGGAAGUUUUGCUCCAGUGUAGACCGCCUGAAGGGAUCCCAGUGGCAGAGGUGGAAUGGUUGAAAAAUGAAGACAUAAUUGACCCAGUUGAAGACCGGAAUUUUUAUAUUACUAUUGAUCACAACCUCAUCAUCAAGCAGGCCCGCCUCUCAGAUACCGCAAACUAUACAUGUGUCGCCAAAAACAUUGUUGCCAAGAGGAAAAGCACAACGGCGACUGUCAUCGUCUAUGUAAACGGUGGCUGGUCCACCUGGACAGAGUGGUCUGUGUGUAAUAGCCGCUGUGGACGGGGGUUUCAGAAGCGCACGAGGACCUGCACCAACCCAGCACCCCUCAACGGUGGUGCCUUCUGCGAAGGGCAGAGCGUGCAGAAAAUAGCCUGUACCACGUUGUGCCCAGUGGAUGGUCGGUGGACUUCCUGGAGCAAGUGGUCUACUUGCGGGACGGAGUGCACGCACUGGCGCAGGAGGGAGUGCACGGCGCCCGCCCCCAAGAACGGAGGCAAGGACUGCGAUGGCCUGGUCUUGCAAUCCAAGAACUGCACUGAUGGGCUCUGCAUGCAGAGUUUCAUUUAUCCUAUUUCAACUGAACAGAGAACCCAGAAUGAAUAUGGAUUUUCUUCUGCUCCUGAUUCAGAUGACAUUGCUCUGUAUGUUGGCAUUGUCAUAGCAGUGAUUGUUUGCCUGGCCAUUUCUGUGGUUGUGGCCCUCUUUGUGUAUCGGAAGAAUCACCGUGACUUUGAGUCUGAUAUUAUUGACUCUUCGGCACUCAACGGAGGCUUUCAGCCUGUGAACAUCAAGGCAGCAAGACAAGAUCUCCUGGCAGUACCUCCAGACCUCACAUCAGCUGCAGCCAUGUACAGGGGGCCUGUCUAUGCCUUACACGAUGUCUCGGACAAAAUCCCCAUGACCAACUCUCCAAUUCUGGACCCACUGCCUAACCUGAAAAUCAAAGUGUACAACACGUCAGGUGCUGUCACGCCCCAGGACGACCUCUCUGAAUUUGCAUCAAAGCUGUCCCCUCAGAUGACCCAGUCCUUGUUGGAGAAUGAGGCCCUGAACCUGAAGAGUCAGAGUCUGGCAAAGCAGUCCGAUCCGUCCUGCACCGCAUUUGGCACCUUCAACUCUCUCGGGGGCCACCUUAUUGUUCCCAAUUCAGGAGUAAGCUUACUGAGUCCUGCUGGGGCCAUUCCCCAAGGGAGAGUCUACGAAAUGUAUGUGACUGUACACAGGAAAGAAAGUAUGAGGCCACCCAUGGAAGACACUCAGACACUCCUGACCCCUGUGGUGAGCUGUGGGCCUCCGGGAGCCCUGCUGACCCGCCCAGUCAUCCUCACUAUGCACCACUGCGCAGAUCCCAACACCGAGGACUGGAAGAUACAGCUCAAGAACCAGGCAGCACAGGGGCAGUGGGAGGAUGUGGUGGUGGUGGGAGAGGAGAACUUCACCACCCCCUGCUACAUUCAGCUGGAUGCAGAAGCCUGCCACCUCCUCACAGAGAACCUCAGCACCUACACCCUGGUCGGGCAGUCCAUCACCAAAGGGGCCGCCAAGCGCCUCAAGCUGGCCAUCUUCGGGCCACUCUGCUGCUCCUCUCUAGAGUACAGCGUCCGAGUCUACUGUCUGGAUGACACCCAAGAUGCCCUGAAGGAAGUUUUGCAGCUUGAGAGACAGAUGGGAGGACAGCUCCUAGAAGAACCGAAGGCCCUUCAUUUCAAAGGCAGCACCCACAACCUGCGCCUGUCCAUUCACGACGUCGCCCAUUCCCUCUGGAAGAGCAAAUUGCUGGCUAAGUAUCAGGAAAUUCCUUUUUACCACAUCUGGAGUGGGUCUCAAAGAAACCUCCACUGCACUUUCACUCUGGAAAGAUUCAGCCUGAACACAGUGGAGCUGGUUUGCAAACUGUGUGUGCGACAGGUGGAAGGAGAAGGGCAGAUCUUCCAGCUCAACUGCACCGUCUCAGAGGAACCUACUGGCAUCGACUUGCCCCUGCUGGACCCAGUGAGCACCAUCACCACCCUGACAGGCCCCAGCGCUUUCAGCAUCCCUCCCCCGAUCCGGCAGAAGCUCUGCAGCAGCCUGGAUGCCCCCCAGACAAGAGGUCACGACUGGAGGAUGCUGGCGCACAAGCUGAGCCUGGACAGGUACUUGAAUUACUUUGCCACCAAAUCAAGCCCCACUGGAGUAAUCCUGGAUCUUUGGGAAGCACAGAACUUCCCAGAUGGAAACCUGAGCAUGCUGGCAGCUGUCCUGGAAGAAAUGGGAAGACAUGAAACCGUGGUGUCUUUAGCAGCAGAAGGACAGUAUUGACCCACGCUGGACUGAAUGCACAGGGAGUCUGUAGCCGUCCCGGGGAUCACAGCUGAGGAGGAAACGCAGACCAGACCAAUGAGCUUCACAGGCAAGAUGGCAGCUGGAGAGAGAAGGAAAACAGAUACGAACUACCGCUAUAUACGCCCACUUUAUGGGACCUCGUCCCCGGAGUUAAGAACAAUUGUGUACAUUUGUACCUUGAAUUUAAAAACCAACCUAAUUUUCCUCUUUGUUGGGCUGUAUGCUGUGUGGUACAGGAUCUUACAGUUUCCUAGGAAACGCUUUUUAUUGCUAUCCAGAUAUAUGGAUAAACUUUCUUAACAAACCCAAUUUCUACAAACGUUGUUUACAUCAAAUUGGACAGGGAUGCAGACACUGUCCAUGGCUCGUUCUAUUUUUGUUUAAAUCAUUUGAAGUUGAAGCUGUGGACGGUUUGUUGUGUCUAUUUCAGAUUAGUAAUUCACAGAGAAAUCACAGACUUUUGCUACAAAUCACGUGCAUCAAGUGUCUCAGAUAAUCCUCCCAUCGUGUUCUGUUUCUAGAACUUGUAAAACCAGUGUUACUGUUUGUAUCAGGGAAGUGGAGAAUCUAAGUGUGAAGGAGAAAUAGCUAAGAGUCCUUAUUCCUUUAGGACACCCAUCCUGUGCCCUCUGGGGAUAAAGCUGCAGCGUUGCAGGAAAGACAGUGAUUCACGUUCAACCACACAAACAAGCAUUUCUUCACAACAUGUGUGUUUGUAAUAUGCAAUCUGAAGUGGUGUUUUUUAAGGUAUCAUUAUUAUCAUUAUUAUUAUUGAUGAGUAUUUACAAGUAUUCUAGUAAAAGGCUUUUCUUUUAGCUUCGGUUUUUGUUAGCAGUACUGUUAGUAUUUAGCUAUUGACUAGACCUGCCUCACCUUCUCCCAUAACAAGGUGGGCGUGGUCACCAGUUUAAUUAAACAAGCAUUGCUUCCUUGACCUUUCAUCUUUUCCCACCAUUCUGCCCCAGACAGGUAGUAAAUGCUUACUGGCUUUGUCCAUCUGUUCUUGUGGCUUGCUCAGGCAGGGUCUUUCUCCUCUGAGUCCCCUAUUCAAGUUCACUUAAUAUUGGGGUCAUGUGGCCCCACACUGACUGCCCUCAGGACUCUUUCUCCCUUAGAGGCAGCGGGUUUGGAGGAACGGCCUCUGACAUGGAAAUCAGGAGACCAAUUCUCAUUCUGGGUUUGUCAUUGUCUAGCUGUGCUCCCUUGGGAAAGUCAUUUAACCUCACUAGACCUCAGCAUCCUCGCCUGUUAAAUAGUGGGGUGGGGUUAGAGAACCUCAAGGUUCCAAAACGCUGGGCCUCCGCUCCAGUGCCAUUCAUCAGUGUGAAGACCACAGUGGACUCUGAGCUGGAUCAUUUAAAGGUCCAUCAAGGCUAGACUGUUGUCCAGGCUACAUUAUGCCUUUCAAAUAGUUCCAACUUGGAAGACAAUGAUUCUAACCUGUAACAUAAUUGUUAUGCUUUCAAGUCUUGUCUUUGCGUCAUUGGAUUAUGCUGUUCCCUGAGAGAUGGCAUCCUUUAUUAUCACUUUCUUUCCUCUCUUGGGACUAUUUGCCUUCCUGGUUAGUAGCAAGUUAUGUUCUAUUAUUGUCUUGGUCAAAAUUUUUAAAUUAAAAAAAUUUUUAACUGAAAAAUAGUUCAUCAAUGGACUAUUUUGUGUAAACUAUGACACAGUAUUUCCUUAGGACCAUCACAGGCUCUUUGUUUUAGCACAGGGACUCAAUUCAUUCAGCAGGCGGGGAUUAGAGAGUUAACAGCCGAAUGGCCUAACCAAGAUUGAAAAACAAGAAGCCAUGUAGCUGAAGAAGGACCUUCAAAACAUGGUUGUGGUUUACUUUUGGGCUAGAGGUGUCCAGGUUGCUGAAUGGAUUUGAAUUAGAAGUAAUUUCAGAUAUUUCUCCCUUCUAUCCACAUAUAUUUCCUCUCCUGACUAUUUUGGUGACCUCUAGAUAUUUCCAGCCCCCUCCAUCUUUGUCACUGAGAAAAUAUUGAUACCUUGAUAUGGAGCCUUUUCUUCCAGACCUUUUAUUUCUCAUUUUCUGUUGUAGGUAUGUAUUCUAUAACCAGUCUCUCUCAGGCCACUCCCUGCACCAUAUAUAAAAUAUGUUACACUUAUCAUGAAAGGGAAAGAUUGCACUAAUAAACAAUUUCAGUGGAUAAUAUCUGUACCAAUGCAUAUUUGACCAAAAGAUAGUAAAAUUGUAUUCUACAUUAAAAAAUUGUAAAUAUAUAUUUUUUAAAAUGAAGGAGGAGAAAAAAAGAGCUAUUAUCCAUUGCUUCAUCUUAAAAUAACUUCUCAAGAUUGCUCAUCAUUACUGGUUUGGGGGGUUGUCAUCUACAGAAAUUAAGAAUUAGAAAUCUGAAGGCUUCUCAAAAGAACAUUCAUGCCUAGUGAAAAGUAGAGAGGAGAAAAUAUCCAGCUAUCCAGAUAACCAAUUCAAAACUUGAACUAGAAAAAAAAUCAUUAAAAAGUCAUCAACGCAGAAAUAUUGAACACAGCAGGCAGGGACUAUAUUAUCAAAGCCAUCGAGGGCCUUUGGCGUUCACUUCAGAGGCUUCAUGCCUUUGGGUUUAGCAUCCCAGCACCAGAACAGGAAGAGUGGUUGAUUCUUUGUUAAGUAAGGUACUCAUCUAUCAUCUGUUGUAGAACCCUGUUAUGUUUCCUAUCAAGUAAAUGGCAACUUCCAUACUUAUGACACGCCACUAUGUCAGAUAAUCUUCACUAUGAAUUCCGAUUUCCUUCUUUGGAAAAGUGUAAUAACUGUUAGUUUGCUCUCAAACUUAGAAGCUCCAGAGCCAACAUUUCAUUUCAAGGGAGUCACUUCACCAACCAUUCUAUGUGACCAGUCCUGCCUCUCAUGCUUAUUUAGCUUGUGCAGAAACACAAGGCUCACUUCAUUUGGAAGGGGAUACCUAUCACUUGUGCAUGGUGCCAUCUAGUGGUGUAUAACACAAUCUACUUUCAGUUUAAUAUAAAAACACUAAAAGUUGUUUGACAAAGGAACUGUAAACCUGCCGAGUCAAUAGGGCCUUUAUAACAAAUAGAUGUGCGGACACUUCACUUCAAAUAUAGUUUUCGUAUUCUCACUUUUUUUCUUCUCAAUUAAAGUACCCAUAUGAAAAAUUGCAUGUCAUCAUGAGCAUAUUAUGUCAUCAACUCAUUCCUACAUGACACAUCUCAAGUCGGAUUUUGAUAAUAGAAAUACAUAAGCAUCUUUAUAAAUCAGUCUUUGAAGAAUUGUCAUUUUAACAUUUAUAUUUUUCAUUGGGCUUUAUAUUAAAUCUUUAUUUUAAAUCUCCUUAUUUUUGGUCCUCUAACAUUUAUUUCUGGAAAUGUGAGAUGUAUCUGCUUGGAAAGAAAUGUUUUAUGUAUGAAAAUGCGUACCCUAUGUCUAAGUAACUGAAAAUUGUGGCUGUUGAUCAAGGAGAAAAAAGAAGCUUCUUUCUUCUGAAUUUGGGGGUCUAAGGGCGGGAGUUUUCUUUUCUUUCUUUCUUUCUUUCUUUCUUUCUUUCUUUCUUUCUUUCUUUCUUUCUUUCUUCCUUUCUUUUUUUUUCCUCAUCACACUCAUUCAAAUUUCCUUAAAGUGAUCUGGAAGGACUAGAAGUUGGAUUCAGAAUUGAUAACUGGGCACAAGGUGAUGCAAAUGUGUAACACCAAGGUCCUCCCAGCCAACAGCCUUUCCACACACAGUGGGACUGACUACCAACAUGGAAACCCACCUUAGUUACCUAGAAGAAACCAUCCCCCAUCAGCAGUGGAGACCCCUCCAAGGCAGGGCAAUGUCUUGGGUGAGGUGUCCAAUAUUAAACUGCUUCACCAUUGGCUAUUUUCAUCUAUCCUACUAUUCUGUAGAUUUUCAAUUCACAACAUUCAAAUAGUAGACCAUUCUUUAGGGAGACAUCAGGGAGACUGAGUUCAGGACACUGGAAACUACACAUGUAAGCAUAUAUUUGAAUGGCAUUUCUCCUAUUUCCUUCAAAUAAACAUUCCAAUAAUAGAGUCAAACUUAUUACUUCUUCUGGAAAGGAUCAGACAAGGCUCUUUUUUUAUGUACCCGCUGCAUCUACAUCAGGGACACAGCUGUGCUCUUGGUCCACUUACUCUUUUGUCAUCAAUGUAGGAGGAAGGGAGCCAGUGAGGGGAUCACUAUGUCCCCAGAACUCACAAGUGAAUAAAAACCAUAUGAAGACCUGCAAGAGAGUGCAAAGGGGGUGGGGAAAGUUUCCAGCUUCAGGUUGAAUGUCAGCUUUAGCUUUUGCUGAGCAGUUGCUCAAGACAACUUAUCUGUUUCACUUAGAGACCUCAGUACAACUCCAAGGCUGAUGCAAGACCGAAGGACCAGGGAAGCAGCUGAAAUGAAAUGGGGUUUAAUCCAUCUUCUUUGAGAACAGAGGAACUUUUGUGAAUCAGAAAGUGUUUGCUCAAAGCCAACUAUUUACAAAGAUGAUAAUAGUCAAUGAGCAUUAAAAUUUAUAGAUCCAAUAAGGGAAUAUUUUUAUUCUUAUCUCAAGGUAAUAAAACUUUUUUUUCUUUUUUUUUACCUUUCGAGUGCCUCGUAGGACCAACUAUUACACAUUGGGUUUUUUGUUUGUGUUUCUGUAUAUUCUUUUGUUUUUAACUUUACAGAGCUAAUGUUGACUGAAAUUCUUAAAACUUUGCCACUGUGCAAUGAAGUGCUGUUUCUCUACCCUAAGAAAUCUAUUUGUAUAAUCUUUGACUGUAACGAUCAUUUUGAAAGAUUUCCCUUGUAUCUCUAAAGAUUUUUUUUAAAAAAUGGAACAAGGCAUAAGAGGAAUAAAUACAUUGUAAGCAA